Morus notabilis is the source of this 1801-nucleotide messenger RNA. Its product is annotated as putative E3 ubiquitin-protein ligase XBAT31. The coding region runs from base 165 to 1508 and encodes 447 amino acids. The transcript is spliced from 8 exons. Gene Ontology annotation, cellular component: ciliary inversin compartment. The record is from RefSeq and is a predicted model, not a curated record. Gene Ontology annotation, biological process: protein localization to ciliary inversin compartment. Lineage: Eukaryota; Viridiplantae; Streptophyta; Magnoliopsida; Rosales; Moraceae. Gene Ontology annotation, molecular function: protein binding.
AGGUCCAAAUUCCGAGGCAGAGACAGAAGAGAGAAAACGCUUGACAUUUUUUUUUUUUUCGAUAAUAAGAAGAGAAGAAGAUUGGCUACCUCUCACUCUCUCUCAUACUCCACCACUUCUCAAACGCGCCCUGCCGCGUGGUGGUGGCGCGUGGGGUGGUGGAAAUGGGUCAGGGGCUGAGUUGCGGAGGAGACCGCCAUGAAAGAGCUCUCUUGAGAGCUCUUAGAGACGGCGACGUGGAUGACGUAACCGAGUUAACUCAGACUCAGACUCAGACUCAGUCCUUCCAGACCCUUUCUUUUGGUCGAGGGAAGCUCUCUGCUCUGCAUGUGGCUGCUGCUAAUGGUCGGAUCGAGCUACUUUCCAUGCUUUUGGAUCGGUUUGGUAACCCUGAUGUUCUGAAUCGCCACAAACAGACCCCAUUGAUGCUGGCUGCUAUGCAUGGGAAUGGCGCUUGUGUGCAGAAGCUCUUAGAAGCAGGAGCUAACAUAUUGAUGUUUGAUUCUGUAAAUGGAAGAACCUGCCUCCAUUAUGCUUCUUACUAUGGUCAUUCAGAUUGCUUGCAAGUCAUUCUCUCCGCAGCUCGAUCCAGCCCUGUUGCAAAUUCAUGGGGAUUUGCAAGAUUUGUGAACAUAAGAGAUGGAGGUGGUGCCACCCCACUGCAUUUAGCAGCCCGUCAAAGGCGGCCUGAGUGUGUUCAUGUUCUUUUAGACCACGGGGCUCUUGCUUGUGCUUCUACUGGUGGAUAUAGCUAUCCUGGGAGCACACCACUUCACUUGGCUGCUCGCGGUGGUUCCUUGGAAUGCGUCCGCGAGUUGCUUGCUUGGGGAGCUGAUAGGCUUCAACUAGAUUCGAAUGGGAGAAUACCAUAUACAGUUGCUAUGAGGCACAAAAACUGUGCUUGCGCAGCUUUGCUGAACCUGUCAGCUGCGGAGCUGCUUGUCUGGCCAUCACCUUUGAAGUUCAUCAGUGAGCUUAAUCCAGAAGCAAAGGCUCUGUUAGAGAGAGCUUUAAUGGAGGCAAACAUGGAGAGGGAGAAGGCAAUAUUAAAGGAGACAGUCUACUCAGCUCCAUCUCCUAUAAAUUCUGAUGUUGAGGCUGAUGAUAAUGCCUCUGAGGCUAGCGAAGUUGAGUUGUGCUGCAUAUGCUUCGACCAGAUGUGCACGAUCGAGGUCAGACCGUGCGGUCAUCAAAUGUGUGCGCACUGCAUUCUAGCCCUGUGCUGCCACAAGAAGCCCAAUUCGAGAUCUACCUGUCCUACGUCCCCGUUAUGUCCCUUUUGCCGAAGCAAUAUUAGCCAACUAGUCGUUGCAAAUGCCAACACCAAUAAUGACAUGGAAACAGCAGAAACUAGUGCUUCAAAACCUUGGAAAUCGAGAAAGUCAAACUUUAGCGAGGGAAGCAGUAGCUUUAAGAGCUUAUCAGCUGUGGGCUCAUUCAGUAGGAUGGGCGGGCGCAAUUCUGGAAAAGUUGCUGCUGAGUGCAGUGAAGAUGUUGACAAGCCAUGAACGGUCUUUCUGUUUCAAUCAAAAGUUGAUGGUUCAGCCGAUGGAGCUCUCCCCAAUUUCCUUAGACGCCAGGAUCCUCGCGCUGGUGUCAAUACAUGUCUUGAGUUUAAAAUUUAGGCAAGAUCUCAAUGUGCUAAGCAUAUAUGAGGGCCGUGGCAUUUUGUUUCGCGGCGUUUUUUUUUUUUUCUUUUUCGUUAGAUUGAGGCAGCAGCCCUUUUUCAAGAACUCUCUUUCCAGAUACAGAUAUAUUCCACAUUAUAUAAAGGUAAUAUCCCUUACAAGGCUAUUCAAUA